AUGUCGGACCUCAAGUCCCUUGUUCAAGAGCUCCAAAAUGCUCUGGAGCGCAAACAGCUGGAUGCCGCCAACAACCUCCUGAGUCAAGCCAAGCGUGCCCUCCUCAUGCAAAAUGCCCUGAUCCCGACCCCCUCCACAACACCCCAGCUCGUCGCCCUCGCCCGGCAAGUCCUCGAGCUCGGUGCCCUCGCGUCGAUCCGGCAAACCGACGCGCAGACCUUCACAAGAUACUAUCAGCAGCUUCAGCCAUUCUACGACCUGGAGCGCCAUGCCGGUGUGCCCGGACAGAGCUCCCCUGAGGUCGAUUUCAGCACCAGCCAGCGCCGCAAGAUCACAGGACUGUACUUGCUGCUUCUGCUUAGCAUGGGCGACAGCGCUAAUUUCCACACUGUGCUGGAGGGGUUGGUCGAGGAGGCUAGCUUGAAGGGCGGUCGCAUUGAGGAUGAUCCCUAUAUCAAAUACCCUGUUGAGCUUGAGCGGAACUUGAUGGAGGGCAGCUAUGAUAAGGUGUGGCGGGAGACGAAAUCGGAGCGUGUGCCAUCCGAGGACUUUGGGCUGUUCUCAAACGUCCUUAUCGGCACGAUUCGCAGCGAGAUCGCAGACUGCUCCGAGAAGGCCUAUCCUUCCCUCCCCAUCUCCAACGCCAAGAACCUCCUCUUUUUGGAAUCCGAGGGUGCAGUGAUUGAGUUUGCUCAGCAGCGUGGUUGGAUUCUUCGUGAUGGACGGAUAUACUUCCCCGUUGAGCCCGAGGCGGCCACGAGGUCCGAGAAGGACAUCUUGGUGGCCAGCGGCACUGUUAUCGAGAACACACUAGGCUACGCUCGGGAGCUGGAGACGAUUGUUUAA
Penicillium canariense is the source of this 846-nucleotide messenger RNA. RefSeq names its product proteasome regulatory particle lid subunit rpnL (gene rpnL). NCBI's taxonomy places the organism in Eukaryota, Fungi, Ascomycota, Eurotiomycetes, Eurotiales, Aspergillaceae. The transcript is spliced from 2 exons. Gene Ontology annotation, cellular component: proteasome regulatory particle, lid subcomplex; cytosol; proteasome regulatory particle. Gene Ontology annotation, biological process: proteasome-mediated ubiquitin-dependent protein catabolic process. Bases 1 to 846 code for a protein of 281 amino acids. The record is from RefSeq and is a predicted model, not a curated record.